AUGUCUUAUCUGCGUAGCUGGUUUUCGCUUGAUACCUCAAGUCCCGUGACCACGGUUGAGUCCAACGACUCCUACCCAAACCAGUCACUUCCGGUCCUAGAAGUUAAUGAAGAUGAUGAGGACGAUGGAUCGGACACAGCAGGUGAAGACGACGUACCGCCCGCUUUCCCAGCGAUCAACAGUGCACAACGUGCUGCCACUUCGCCUUCUUCAUCUUCAGACUCAUCCAGGGGAUUCAGCAUACCAAACAUACUCACCGACUCUGCAUUGAUGCCCCCACCGCCUGCGCCCAGCCUUGCUACACGCCGACCAGGUGUUCCGCCUCCACAGAGUUCAUCGUCUCUUCUUGCACCUAUGACUACGACUCAACCACCCAAACGACUUUCUAGACGGGAUAAAGUUGCUUUAGCGCCUGGAUUUGGUCCUCUUGAUUGGGGAAAUCUCAAGGCAUCUGGCCAGAACUUACGCGGAGUUGAUGCAUUAAUGCGCAUUCCACCAUCUGUGCUUAAGUUGCACAACAAGAAAGAGGAUGCUUGGACAGCGAUCAACGGGAAGGUCUAUAAUAUCACACCCUACCUCCCAUAUCAUCCAGGUGGUGAAAAGGAGCUCAUGAGAGUAGCGGGUAGAGAUGGAACUAAGUUGUUUUCCCUGACACAUGCAUGGGUGAACGCGGACUUCAUGCUUGAUGCAUGCCUGGUCGGAUUUCUAGUUUCAGAACCAAGCUAA
Messenger RNA from Suillus fuscotomentosus, 726 nucleotides. RefSeq names its product cytochrome b5-like heme/steroid binding domain-containing protein. The record is from RefSeq and is a predicted model, not a curated record. Gene Ontology annotation, molecular function: heme binding. The transcript is spliced from 3 exons. NCBI's taxonomy places the organism in Eukaryota, Fungi, Basidiomycota, Agaricomycetes, Boletales, Suillaceae. The coding region runs from base 1 to 726 and encodes 241 amino acids.